Messenger RNA from Coregonus sp. 'balchen', 1185 nucleotides. The record is from the annotation of a GenBank genome assembly. NCBI's taxonomy places the organism in Eukaryota, Metazoa, Chordata, Actinopteri, Salmoniformes, Salmonidae.
AUGCCCUUCAAGCCACACUAUCUGUUGGUCGUCCUGACUGUCUACUGGUUUGCUGCUCUUCAUGGUGAGAUGGAUCUGCUAAAUAGUUGCAACAUUUUUUGCAUUUGAAAACAUAAUUGCAGUAGGACCUAAAACGUAUGUUCAUUCAAACUCUUACCUUGAAAAUGUAUCUUUCAGUUGGUCUUGAGGAUUUUACUUGAUCUGCUUUUACUUUGCUUAUUAUAUAUAUAUAUAUAUAUAUAUAUAUAUAUAUAUAUAUAUAUAUAUAUACUUAUUAUUAUAUACUAAUAUUGCGUAUUACCGAUAUGGUCUUUCUCCUUCUGCCUGCAGCGUUGCCAAUGGGUGGCUUCGCUCCACGUCUGACGUGUCGCUGCAUCCGGACGUCCUCUGCCUUCAUCUCUCCUGCGCGGUUUCACAGACUGGAGAUCUUACCUCCAGGAGCCCACUGUCGUCACAUUGAGAUCAUGUGAGUCAAUAGAACGUCUCUAUCUCAAUAUAUUCUAAUGAAACCAUGGAGUCACUGGGCUUGGGUGAAGCACUAAACUGCAGUUUUCAAAAUGCAUGUAGGAAAAAAAUCGAAAAGUGUGGGGGACAGGAAGUAGUGGAAGGAAAAACAAUUGUCACCUUACUGUCUUACAUGCAAACCCAUUAGAAGUAAUAUGCCGUUUAGCAGACGCUUUUAUCCAAAGCGACUUACAGUCGUGCGCAUAUAUUUUUACGUAUGGGUGGUCCCGGCGAUCGAACCCACUACCCUGGCUUAACAAGCGCCAUGCUCUACCAAUUGAGCUACAGAGGACCAGUGAAGAGUUCAAGACUCCCACCUCACACAUAACCUACAACAGACUACAAUAAAUGAUGUCAUUUUCAUGGUAAAGCUCUGAUAUUUAAAAAUAUAUAUAUUUCUCUGGUAGUUAGACUUCUUCUUGGCUGUAAUGUAUCCCCUCCAUUCAUCAGCGUUACCAAGAAGGACAAUACCAUCGUGUGUGUGAAUCCAAAGGCAAGAUGGAUAAAAAAAGUCAUUGCCCAGUUACAAAGGUAAAUACAACACAUGCACGCAACACACACUUUUGUUGACUGUAACCUUUAACACAGACCAUCUCUUUCAACAGUAACAAGAGAAGUGCAGGUGUCCCCAUCUCAACCACUACGGACAGCAUCAACACGAAACUGGAACAGCGACAGUAA